Messenger RNA from Epinephelus lanceolatus (giant grouper), 8157 nucleotides. Its product is annotated as neuronal membrane glycoprotein M6-a. Gene Ontology annotation, biological process: neuron projection development. The record is from RefSeq and is a predicted model, not a curated record. Gene Ontology annotation, cellular component: plasma membrane; axonal growth cone; filopodium. Lineage: Eukaryota; Metazoa; Chordata; Actinopteri; Perciformes; Serranidae.
AGAGAGCGGAGCAUUGAAACAGGGACUUCCCUGAGCCUCCAUCAUCUACAGGGAGGGAAAAAAACACUCACACACACACAGCCUCCCACAUACACACACACGCACACUGUGCCGAGAGCUAGCAAGGGGCUUUAAACAGCUUCACACUAAAUAGAGACAAAGGGACUGUAACUUGCCACAAUGGAGGAAAACAUGGAUGAAUCACAAAGCCAGAAAGGCUGUAAGGAGUGUUGUGAGCGGUGUGUGGGCAGUCUGCCCUGGGCCUCUCUCAUUGCCACUAUUCUCCUCUACAUGGGUGUGGCCUUGUUCUGUGGAUGUGGCCAUGAGGCUUUGAGCGGCACCGUCACCAUCCUUCAGAACUACUUUGAAGUCAUCAGAGCCCCGGGAGAAACGCUGGAUGUGUUCACCAUCAUUGACAUCCUGAAGUACAUCAUCUAUGGCCUUGCAGCUGGAUUCUUUGUGUUUGGAGUGCUGUUGCUGGUGGAGGGCUUUUUCACCACCGGAGCUAUUAGGGAUCUCUAUGGAGAGUUCAAGAUCACUGCCUGUGGACGCUGCCUGACUGCAUUUCUGAUGUUCCUGGCCUACCUGUUCUUCCUGGUAUGGCUCGGAGUGACAGCGUUCACCAGCCUGCCAGUCUUCAUGUACUUCAACGUUUGGUCCAUGUGUCAGAACACCAGCUUGGUGGAGGGAGCAAACCUCUGCCUGGACCUGCGUCAGUUUGGAGCGGUGACCAUCUCUGAGGAGAGGAAGGUGUGUACAGGAUCUGAGAAGUUCUUCAAGAUGUGUGAAUCCAACGAGCUGGACUUGACCUUCCAUCUGUUCGUGUGCACACUGGCAGGCGCAGGAGCUGCUGUCAUCGCCAUGGUCCACUUCCUGAUGGCUCUAGCCGCCAACUGGGGCUAUCUGAAGGACGCCAGCCGGAUGCAGAAGUACGAGGACAUCAAGUCGAAGGAGGAGCAGGAGCUGCAUGACAUCCACUCUACGCGCUCCAAAGAACGUCUCAAUGCCUACACAUAAACACACACCCAAGAGAAACGACCAACGCACACUUACCUGUCAGACACACACAAGAUGAUACAUGCACACACACACACACACACACACACAGAAACACUCACACACAGGUCAAGGGAUAGCAGAAACAUACGUUACAUACAUGAGUGAAAAAACAACACAAACAUACAUUCAAACACAACAGAUAAAGACACGAGUAGGCAGAAAUUAGUUGAUUACAUGAAAACGAUGAAAACACAGACACCACACAGUAGUUUAUUGACUCAGGUGGUCUAUGCUAACAUUUAGCGGCCGCUACGUUGGUUUGCUCCAUGCUUUUAUUAACCCUGACUAAAGCUUUAACUUAAAGGUGAAAACAAGCAGAGGCCACUUUCCUCUGCCCACUGCCAGAUUGUAUCCUACUAAAACUCACUGAUUAGAGGCUCCAUGAUUACAGGAUUGCUUAAUUAGAAUUGAUCCAAAAAGAAAAUCUGGCUACUUCAAAUUUAAGGAGCUCAUGAUAUUAUUCCUUCAUAUAGCCUAAGGAUCUAAAUUUACCAGGGCAGGCCUCAGCCUUUUGGGGCCUUAGCUUGCCUUCCCCCAGUUUCACAAAGUAGCUUUGCAGUGCGUGAGUGUGCAAAACAAUCAGCUGGAACUGGCCUCACAGACAGAAACCAAAAUAACCCUGGCAAAGAUAUGAAAAAUUUAGGGGAAGAAAGUACAGUGCAUGAUUAAAAAAAGCACAAGAAACAUACAAGAUAAUAACACUUUCAGAAAGACAAAUAAUGAGCAGAAGAACCCAAAGAAAUAUCAUAUUUUAAUUUGCUUGUUUGUGCCGCCCCGGUGGCCUUAAGCAUCUAAUUAGUGUGCUUAAUGUUAGGGCCAGCUUUGCCUUUUCUUUUUAAAAAACGCCAACAUUUUCUUGAAAGGUUGGUGUUUUUUUUUUUGUGUCCCUUUCACUGGCCUACCAUCAGUCACCAUAUGGUGAUCUCCACAGCUUGCUGCUGAACGGCUAUGAGCUAUUAGCAUGGCACACUGAAGUCAACAAUCUACAGCCGACAUACGAUUAAGUUUGGUGUCUAUGAGCUCAUCCUUUUAUGUGGGGGCCUUUCAAAAAGGGGCAAUGUCACUGUAUCUCCCCAAUAGCCUCAAUACCUGCAGUACACACACAUCACAUGUCCACACACACACACACACACACACACACACACACAUAGAUGUGGCUGAAUGGUCGGUGUUGUGCAGGCAGUGUUGUAUGGUGGUGUCAUGCUGUGUUGUGUCGUUUCGCCACAUUAUGAUGACUGGUAUUGCAGAGAAAUAUGGCCCCCCAAGGAAAUGUGUACCUCCUGAGUACAAAUGGGUAGCUUUGAUAAUGUUUCCUCCCCUCCCCCUCUCUUUUCGACUCCUUUUACCUCCGACCCUACCCAUCCUUUUUCUCUACGAUGUGACCUCUUCAUGCUGAGCCCAGUUUCAUUAGUUGUUCCACGUAUUCGUGUUACACAUGCCGACCGGUGUGUCCCACAGGUGGCUGUUAGAAGCGCAGGGGGAUGGGAUUUUUGAAAUGAUGAUAAUGACAUAUGUUGAUUGAAACAAGAUGCAGAUCAAAAUGAUGUCAUAAUUUCUCCAAAUUCCCCCAGCAUUGCUCUAUUUGUACUCUGUAUCACAUAUCAGGCUCCUUACGCUCACUUGAACUAAAAGCACUUAAUUUCGAAGAGGCCAUUUCAGACACCUAGUGAAACGGGGCUCUGCGUCCUCCCCCCCUUCAUUCCCAGUUUGUAUAAACUUGUGAUUUGUCCUCAGAAACAGCACAUCUUAGCAGCACAAAGUCUUUUUAACGUGUGUCAUGUUCUCAUCAGUCUGAUAAAUAAUGUUUUUCUCACUUUUUGGAAUUUUUGCCACAUUUUUAUCAGUAUUAUUUAUGUGUAAUUUUAGCAUUGGGGGUAUUUAAAACGGGGCAGGUGUGUAAGGGGAGGGGUGGGGUUAUAUCACUUUCACAUUUUCAUGUGAUGACUAUAUUUCAGUGGUUCUGCACACACACACAAAUACACACAGAAACACGUACAAACGCAUACACACCAAUCAUCUCGAGGGAUUCUGUUCUCUCGUCGUCAUGUUUUCUUUUGUGUAUCUUUUUUUUUUUUCAACGAGCCCUGAUGUGACCAAAAUAAUAGUUUAUUUGUAAGUUGAAUUCAACUUGUCGUUGAUGUGAACAGAUGAUUACUGUGAAUUCUGGGUGGUGUGGUGGUUGUGCAGGAGCAGCAUCACUGAAGGUUGUAAAGGCUGAGCUGGUUAGCUUUGGUCUGAGCAGGAUGGAGGAUUCAUUUGCCAAAAGAAUUUUAAGGUUUAAAUAUUGGUAACCUCUUAGGAGGAGUUUGUGAGGUGUUUGAAAUGGAUGACAUAGAGUGGAACUUGUAUUAAAAAAAGGUCUGGAGGUGCUGAAGGAAUUGGGAGAAAGGAAAUAAGAGUCGCCGUUACUGGCUGCAGGGAUUGAUUAAGCUGGAGUGUUAUCGGGAGCGAUGAAUGAUGUCAGCUCAGAAGCACGUGGUUUAGGAAUGAUUUGCUUUAUUGAAUACGUUUGUGGUUUUAAGGCUGUUCCAAGUCUAUAUUUGGUGUCUUAAUGAUCUCCUUGUGCUUUUAAACUGGAUGCUGUAUACUGCAUAUAUUUUUGAUCAGCAAACAACACUUAAAAUUGGUGAUUAUAAUAAGAGAUCAUCUAAAAUAUCAUCACUCUGACUGAGAUGAUUUUUGAUUCAACUUCUACCCUUGGAGGGAGAUGUCUGUAUUUUUGAACAUGGGCUUUAUUUUCCCAUGUUUGUGCCUGAAUGACAAAUGGAGACAACAGUUUUCGAAAUUGGUUCAGUAGUGAGAGAGAGCGCUGCAGCUGUAGCAGCAAUUUAUGUCCAUUAAAUGUGCUUGUUUUUAUAUCUGACACUCACACCGUUAUUGUGAGUGUCUUACAACAGUGCAGAAAGGACGCUACAGAGAAAUUAAAUGUCUUUACGUACCUUUCGCUGGUCUGUUUGUUAUUGUGUCCAAGUUUCGCUCAAGGAGAAGUCUUGUUUUUAUAUCUCAGGAGAGGUGACUUGUUGCAGGGAAACAAUGGUGGAAACGUUAGUUGGAGAGAGGAGUGCUGGGAAGAGUUUGUUGUGUUGGAGAACGAUGCAUAAACGUUGGAGAGAUUUCAGAGCGAGACUUUUCCUUGAGUGAGAGUUAGUGACACUAACAAGCAUGCUGGAUCAGCAAAUGGGAAGGAAUAAUGUUUCAUGUCUCUGUAGGCUCCUUUCUGUAAUGUUGUCAGACACUUGAAAUAACAAGCUGAGCCUGUCAGUGGCAAAAAGACACACUUAUAGUGGACAUCAGUUGAUGCUAAAUGGUGCCUGUAGGGAUUACACUGCAGGCUGUUUCGCCGCUGUGGCUGCAGCGUUCUCUCCAUUACACAAAAACAUGGAAAAAUAGGGCCCAGGUUCGAAAAAACAUUUUUUCAAGAGGCCAGUUAGACUUCAAAUGAGUGGUUAUAACUAAAAAUUUGAAGUGGAUUUUUUUCUUUAUGUCCUGUAUACAGCACUUCAGAUUUAAAAGAGGGAGAUUUAAAGAUUAAAAUACUUAAAUUCUUGGUCACUAGUGCACAGGGCUGUUAUGUUUGUAUUCUGUGUUAAGUUAUGUUGAGCCAGCCGUUAGGAUAAGAGGAUUGUACGUAAUGUCUAACUGUGAAGGAAAGUGAUGAUUCUCUAUCUGCCAGUAGAGAUGACUGAGAGGGGAUUUGUCUUCAGAAUGAUGACUGUACGGAUGAUGGUGACGAUGGUGGUGGUGAUGAUGGUGAUAGUGGCGAUGACGUGAGUCAUAGAAGGGUUUGAUUUGAUGAGACUACUAGCACACACACACACACAUACGCACAAACACACAAAUACACACACAAACACACACAUGUUCCACCACCGCCAUUACUCUGAGCCGUAAUUCUUUGCUCUUUUACUUUUCACCGAUAACAUUUCACUAUUUUAUUAUGAACUUUUAAUCUUUGAGACUUUUUAAAUGUGAAAUCAUUUAAUUAGAAAAAAAGAAAAAAAUUUUUUUCCUUUUUCCUUUUUGUGGGCAGUAUUAACUCUGUAAAAAGAUAUACAUAUAUGUGAAACAGUUGAGGUGAGCAGCCGGGAGAAUGAUUUCCUAUUGGUUACAGAGUCUGGAAGAGGUGGUUCAGUCCCAAUGUCCUGAGCCUUUACUCCCUCAGAGAGCUGCUUAUACACACACAUCAAAGAUAUCAGAUUUUGAAGUUGUUGCAACACUGGUUAUUCAAAAUGCAAGAUGAUUUUCCACAUGAUAGAGGAUAUAUUGGCUGAUAUAAAUGUAGUAUAAACAUUUAAAUAUCUAAAACUAAUCCCGUACUUUGGAAAAGGUUCUGCAAUAAUGUAAAAAGCACCUGGAGUAAAAGAGGCUAAACAUGUCACCUCUAUAGGAGGCAGAACUCGUCAUGAGACGGGACCUCAGCAUCUGAUAAAUGUUUUUAUUUCAUUUUAACAAGCAUGAGGGUAUAAAAUAGCGUCAUAUUGUAAAGCUAAUGACAAAUAAACGUGGUGUAACGAAAUCUUUUGACCGCCUGUUUGGUAGUUAAGUUGGUGUCAGGGGGGCACUGUCAGGAGAGGUAAACCAGGCAAAUGUUUGGGACCCCUGCAAAAUAAUUUGGAAUAUCUUGGAAAAUUUUGUAACUUUAAAAUCCCUUUAACCUCCCUUUAAGACACUAUACAGUGCACCAUCGCUACCCUCUGGAUGACAGCUGGAUGCAGUCGUCCUUGCCUGGGGCCCUCCAGAAUCUAGGAUCGCCACUGGUGUUAGUUGCGCAGAACCUUUGUGGUUUCACACUCAUGAAUGCCAAACUGAUGCAGAAGGCAGGUCGACAACACAUGCAGUAACACAUUAAUUGGCUGAGUGGCCAUACAAGCGCUUAAGUUUUGCUUGUCUGGGGUUUAAAACAGUGUUUGAAUCUGGUUCUUUGUGGUGUGUAAAUGCAGCUGAAUUUGACAAAAAUUAAAAGACAAAACAAAAAAAAAAGCCGUACCAUCGUUGUCAACGUGGGGAGACUCCACCAGACUCGUCUCCUGUUCAGGUGUGUCUCGGCUGCAUGCAGUCAGUAUUUUUAAGGUUCUAGUUUUACAGUAACAGUAUUCUAUCAUUUCAUUGCCUGACAAUGGAUGUCAUGUCAGUGUUUUUAACUUCAGAUAAAUGAAAAAAAAUAGUUUUUUUGUGCACUUAUUGACCAUUGUGAGCUCUCUCUCUCUCUCUCUCUCUCUCUCUCUCUCUCUCUCUCCAUUUCUCUAUCUCUCUAUCUCUCACUCUCUCUCUUAUUCUUGGUGUGUAAGUGCAUUGAGAUCCCCGUAGUGGGAUCUGUGUAUAGUCUUGCAGCAUUGGUUAUAAUCUGAAGAAAUAACAAUGAUGAAAAUGAAUGAAUUCAUAAUAAUGAAGAUAAUCUUAUACUAGGUAAAAAAAAAAAAAAAAAAAGACAGUGAAUCUAGUUGUUGUUUGUGGCAUGGUUAUGCAUUCAAUGGUCAUAAUUUCAAUGAUUAAAACAAUACAAAAAAAAAAAAUCAUUCUUUUCCACUGGCGCUGUUCUGCUGUUUUCGUUCUGUUCUCCACUUUUCAGUGUGCAGUAUUGCGGUUGCUGUUGCUAAUGGUGUUGCUAAGCUAGCUUGCUUGCUCAGUUGUUUACCACCAGAGCAAUAUAUUGUAGCAGUCUGACGAAACAAAGACAUAAAACGAAAAAUCCAUACCCGUAAAUUUCUGGUAUACAAAGUGCAUGAAUCUAUGACUGCAAGUCUUAAGUGAUAUGAUCAUGGUGUUCUUUAUUGUUUAUCCUAAUAAAAGCGGAUUUGCAUAUGUGGUGUAAUGUAUUGCUCUGGCCACCCAUUAUCCUGCACCCACCUCUGCUCACAUCCUCUUCCUCAUUCGGGGUCAUUUAGGCUCAAAUCACCGCCACUCUGGAGGUCCGAUUCAGAUUUUAAAACUGACUCUUGUCUGAUUUCCUGUGUGCUUGUGUAAACAAGAGUCACUGAUGCAUAAGUAAAGCUUCACGUAACCUAGCAACAAGCACAGUCUGCCCAGCGCUCACAGCCAAAUCACCAUCUGUAAUGGACGCUAACAAGGCAGAAUAAUAUUCCAGUUACCUCCAAAGCAUAUUUAGAGCUGCACAAUCACAUUUGAAGGUGAAUGGUUGUAGGCAGCAGUGACUGAAUAUUGGCAGAUAUUAGAUUCCUUGCUGAAUUAGAUCUCCACAUAUGAUAAGGCCCAAAAAUAAAUCUGAGAAUAUGUAGUUUUUAAUUUCAGCAACACUAUCAAAUUGGGUCAUCUUUGCCAGGUGGUGUUAAUGUAGCCUAAAUGAAGACAAAGCACCUAAAAUCAGAUGUUUAAACUGCCAUAAGGACAUACGGCUGCUGUCGUGAUCAGGAAGAGGAUAUGAGCUGCUUGUUCUCCAUUCGUUUGAGUCUCCUCAUUUACUCUCUAACCCACGUCUCCUUGUAAAGAUGAAUAUGUGUGUUGACACGUACUAACCCUGCGUCCUUCUUGUCUACCCGCUGACCAAGGCUGAACAAGGAUAAACUUUACCAUUCCAUUGAUCCUGACCGCAUGCAUUUGUGACAGGAUUCAGAAACUUUAACUGUGUCAGCCUGAUAACGCAUGAAUUUCAACGACAUGAAAUCUGAUUUCUAACACUCUGUGAAAGAGAUUUGAUCUGUUUUUGACUGUUUUUGCAGCUAUAAAAACCUCAGCUCUGUAUCACAGGAUGAAAAAUCAGAUCCUCUGUGCCUGAACUAAUUCAGCUCUUGUCCAUCGUGAACUGAACCACAGAUCUAAAAGCUGAUGAUGUCAGUCUGUGACCUUCAACUGAUUAUCACAUGUUUCAGAUCCAUGCAUUAUGUCAGGUUGGACAUUUUGGACGUUAGGAGUAGAUUUUAUUUUAUUUUUUUUGUUGGUUUCACCAUGGUAUUCUAGACUUUUUGUACUUCACUCUGUUUGCUUAGUAGCAGGCUUUAUCUGAUUCACUCCUCCAUUUUUGUACAUAUCUGUGCCAACAGCUUGGGCAGACAGUGGCUUUUUUUAUUUGUAAAGACAUAAACUUGCUUGCAUAUAUAAAUAAAAUUAAAUAAUACACUUGUGUACUUGUUAAUAAGGGAA